UUGAAAAACAGAGCAUUCUUCAUCAAAGCUUUACUGAUUUCAAUUUUUCGCUUUCGUUUAUUUUUUCUCAAAGGAAGUUUGCAUUUCCUUUCUGGAGUGCGCUUCUGCUGAGCAGUAAUUCUUUCCAGUACCUUCAAGAGAAUCAACUUCUGCAUUGAUCAUCAUCUUCAUCAUUAACAGAGCUUCCAGCAUAAUUCUAGUCGAUUAAAGUUGAUCAGGAGAAAGCGCCGGAAUCAGCAAAGAUGACGGUCACACCAAAGAUCAACAUCAACGACGGCAACCUGGUGGUUCACGGGAAGACCAUAUUAACUGGAGUGCCUGAUAACAUUGUGCUUACUCCUGGUUCAGGUGUGGGAUUAGUUGAGGGUGCUUUCCUAGGGGCCUCAGCUGAACAUAGCAAAAGCUUGCAUGUCUUCCCUGUUGGCAACUUAGAGGGACUUCGCUUUAUGUGCCUCUUCCGCUUUAAGCUGUGGUGGAUGACUCAGAGAAUGGGGACCUGUGGAAAGGACAUUCCUUUAGAGACACAGUUUAUGCUCGUUGAGAGCAAAGACACGACAGAAGGCGAGCGUGAAGAUGCUCCAAUCAUCUACACGGUGUUCCUCCCUCUACUUGAAGGCCAGUUCCGAGCUGCCCUUCAAGGAAAUGACAAGAAUGAACUGGAGAUCUGCCUUGAGAGUGGUGAGUUUUUGCUCAUGUCCAUCGAAAAAUAAUUUGGUGUAGCUAAAUUGCAUCCUGCUUUCCCCAUUGUUUAUGUUCAUAUCUCCAAUUAAAGCCAGUACCAUCCCAUUCAUCAUUAGAAGGAGAGUAGGUGAACUAUGAGGCGGGGUGGAGCUGGUGCUAGUGCAAACGCAUGUUAGAAAAGGAAGAGUUCGAAACAACCGAAACGAUCUUGUUUUUGUGAUCUCAUUAUGCAGGAGAUAAUGCGGUUGUGACCAAUCAAGGGAUGUACCUUGUAUACAUUCAUGCGGGGACCAAUCCGUUUCAAGUCAUCAACCAGGCUGUCAAAGCUGUAGAGAAACAUUUGCAAACUUUCCACCACCGUGAGAGGAAAAAGUUACCCUCAAUCCUUGAUUGGUUUGGCUGGUGCACGUGGGAUGCAUUUUACACUGAUGUCACAGCUGAGGGUGUGGAAGAAGGUCUUAGAAGCUUGGCUGAAGGUGGCACUCCUCCUCGUUUCCUAAUCAUUGAUGAUGGUUGGCAACAGAUUGGUAGUCAAGCCUCGCAAACUGAUUGUGUUGUGCAGGAGGGAGCACAAUUCGCAAACAGGCUGACUGGAAUAAAAGAAAACCAGAAAUUUCAGAAGCAGAAAAAUGAGGAACAAGGCUCUGGCUUGAAGCAAGUUGUUGACGAUGCCAAGCAGAAGCACAAUGUGAAGUUUGUCUAUGUAUGGCACGCACUAGCAGGAUACUGGGGAGGUGUGGAACCAACAGGUGCUGGUCUGGAGCAUUAUGACCCUUCUUUGGCGUAUCCUGUCUCGUCACCUGGUGUAAUGGGCAAUCAGCCAGAUAUAGUGAUGGAUAGUCUUGCUGUCCAUGGUUUGGGUCUGGUACACCCAAAGAAGGUCUUCAACUUCUACAAUGAGCUUCAUUCUUACCUGGCUUCUUGUGGAGUAGACGGUGUUAAAGUGGACGUGCAGAACAUCAUUGAGACCCUUGGAGCUGGCCAUGGUGGUCGGGUGUCUCUUACUCGCAGCUACCAUCAGGCCCUUGAAGCUUCUGUUGCUCGAAACUUCCCUGACAAUGGAUGUAUAGCAUGUAUGUGCCAUAACACUGAUGGAAUUUACAGUGCUAAGCAGACUGCUGUGGUUAGAGCAUCUGAUGACUUUUACCCGCGUGAUCCGGCCUCCCACACCAUACAUAUAUCUUCUGUGGCAUACAACUCAUUGUUUCUCGGAGAAUUUAUGCAACCUGACUGGGAUAUGUUUCAUAGUUUACAUCCAGCUGCUGAGUAUCAUGCAGCAGCUCGAGCAGUCGGAGGAUGUGCGAUCUAUGUUAGUGACAAGCCUGGAAAUCACAACUUUGAGCUUUUGAAAAAGUUAGUCCUGCCAGAUGGCUCUGUACUUCGGGCAAGGUUGCCUGGCCGGCCCACACGGGACUGUCUAUUUGUUGAUCCAGCCAGAGAUGGAAAAAGCUUACUCAAGAUCUGGAAUGUAAACAAAUGUACGGGUGUGGUUGGUGUAUUCAACUGCCAAGGUGCUGGUUGGUGCAAAGUGGUGAAAAAGACGCGCAUUCACGAUGAAUCUCCCGGCAUACUCACUGCUUCUGUUCAAGCCACUGAUGUGGACUCCAUAUCUGAAAUUGCGGGUGCCAAUUGGAAUGGGGAAACAAUAGUCUAUGCCUACAGAGCAGGGGACAUCUUGAGGCUACCAAAGGGUGCUUCCUUGCCUGUGACAUUAAAAGUUCGCGAAUAUGAACUCUUCCAUUUCUCUCCUGUGGAGGAAAUUGCGGCAAACGUCUCCUUUGCACCAAUUGGUCUGCUGAACAUGUUCAACAGUGGUGGAGCUGUCGACAAGUUUGAGGUUCAACUUCUUACGCCAGAAAACAAACCAACAAACUGCAACGGAAAUGUCACAUCCGAAAACUCUGGAUCUCCAAGUGAUGAAAGACACGCCACCGCAAAGGUCAGCAUGGAAGUCAGGGGUUGCGGCAGAUUUGGGGCUUACACGUCUCAACGCCCGCUGAGAUGCACUGUGGAUGGUUCUGAAACCGAGUUCGAAUAUGAAGCUACAAACGGAUUGGUUUCUAUUGUCCUUCCUGUUCCAAAGGAAGAGCUGUAUCGAUGGAAAGUCGAAAUUGUAGUGUAAUGUAGAUUUAUGUAUCGCUGGUUGAAUCCGUUCCUCGGUUAAGGGGUUCAUAGUUACUGUCUCUUAUGGUUGUGGCUUAAAUUUUUAUGGAUGAACCAGAUGGCAAGGGAUGAAAAGCAAAGAGUGGUUGUAUCCUAGGUAGUUAGGCGUGGGGGUGAAAAUGGGAGAAUUUGGGGUCUGAGGAGACAGUUUUGUAUCACUUACAUUUGCUUCCAAAUAAAGCUGUCGAUCUUUUGUAUUUGUUCCUACAUUGUUUGCUCUGCUAGUUUCAUUCACCCUUUAAGUACUAGU
This is a messenger RNA of Oldenlandia corymbosa var. corymbosa, 3094 nucleotides long. NCBI's taxonomy places the organism in Eukaryota, Viridiplantae, Streptophyta, Magnoliopsida, Gentianales, Rubiaceae. The record is from the annotation of a GenBank genome assembly.